This is a messenger RNA of Nicotiana attenuata, 822 nucleotides long. RefSeq lists its product as uncharacterized. The record is from RefSeq and is a predicted model, not a curated record. Lineage: Eukaryota; Viridiplantae; Streptophyta; Magnoliopsida; Solanales; Solanaceae. The transcript is spliced from 3 exons. The coding region runs from base 184 to 822 and encodes 212 amino acids.
UCAAAAAAGAACACACCCACAAUAGUAUUGAGCCGCCCCUGGCUCAUGCUCUUGUAACUUCACUUAUGACAACUCUGGAGCAAGUCUUAAAAUUCAAUCCAAGUUUGGUUUCUGAAAAUAGGACACCCCUUGAUUCUCUUUUUUGUAAAACUUUCUUGCUUGCAAACUUUCCUUGAGGAUAAUAUGGGAAAUAGGAUCAAUGAUCAAGAAUCGUUGACUUUUUUGGAGAAGAAAAUUAGAGAUGCAGUUUAUAAAGUAGAAAUUACAGUUGAAUUGUGCCUAAGAAGAAUCCAUGUGGCUGAUACUGAAGACAAUCGAAACACUGCUCGUUCUAAGCUUUGUGAUGAGUUGGAGCAAAUAACAAAAGAGAUGGAUUCCAUACAAGGAGAGGUGUUGAAGUUCAAGAAUGACCAUCAAAAUAUCAAAGGUUUGCCAGCAACAAUUUCUUUACCUCUCCGCUCACCGCCGCAUACUAUCUUAGAUGAUGAAAACACUCUUGUUGGGAUGGAAGAUGAAUUCAACAGCAUAAGAGAUCAACUCAUCGGACAGACAUCAGAACUGAAUGUAGUCUCAAUCGUUGGUAUGGGUGGUAUUGGUGAUAUAUGUAUAAAGAAGGCUAAAGAGCAGUGUAUAACUGAGGAACAUAGCUUCAGGAUCGAACCCAGGCAGGGACAGCCUGAAUGUAAAUCCAAACGUCCCAGCCUUCCCAAUGUGAUUACCAAAUUAUGCAAUUACUCACGUUUUCUGGGAUUCGAUAGUAGUAGUAGUCUAAUUGCCAGUUCAGUUAAAACAAACAACUGUGAUGAGCUUCAUUUGGAUUAA